Molecule: messenger RNA, 558 nt
Organism: Benincasa hispida (wax gourd)
Lineage: Eukaryota; Viridiplantae; Streptophyta; Magnoliopsida; Cucurbitales; Cucurbitaceae
Source: RefSeq, a predicted model, not a curated record
AUGGGGCUUUGUAGGUCAUUUGGGUUUAGAAAUACUAAUACCUAUAGUCGACCGAUUUCCCGGUCUAGUAACGAGCUUGGCCACACUGCUAAUGUAAACAAGACUGUGAAGGAGAUGCUUACCCCAAGGCAGUUAGAGAUGUUCAAAAGGACAGUUUUUGGGCGUUUUGUAGACAUUGACAUGGUGUUCAACAGCCUAAUUAUCCAUCAUAUGUUGUUAAGAGAAGUGAAGAGCACGAGAAUGGACUCAAUCUCAUUCUCUGUUGGUGGAAAUUAUUUCGGUAAUCGAGUGACGAAGGACACCUUACAAGUCCGUCUACUAGAAGAAAUAUACAAGAAGUUGGAGUUUGAAAAUGACGAGGAUGCUGUGAAGAUCACAUUAGUCUACUACAUGAAGGUUGCAAUGAUGGGAAAGAACAAGCAGAAAAAUCCAAUGGACCUUAAACGUUUUAAGGACAUUAAGAACAUAGAGUAUUACAACAGUCUAGCCUGGGGUACCAUUAUUUGGGAGAGGACACUCGAUGACCUAAAGAUUGCAUUGAAUGAUAAGAGUAAUUAA